UUUUUUACUUUCACUUUCUCUUGACCGUAAACUGUGAGUUUCAUUUUUACCAUCGUACAAUAGGGCAGACAUACGAUCUACAAUACUUUUAUUUUGGUUAAAUAAUUGACAGCUAACUUGAGUAAUAGCGGCUGCAGCUGUUUGUUAUUAAAGAUCAGCUCAAAGGUGAAGUCAUGUCAGUUUUACUGCUGAAAAUAAGGCGUACCAACCAAUCAGCAGCCAAGGUAUUGGAAGACGCAGAUGUACGCACUGACCUGGAUAUCCAGUCACUGACUCGAGAAGAACUGACUGAGCUGUUUCCUGGAUCUAAGAACUUCAAACUGAGAAGGAGCAUCUUCAAAAUAAUACACGAACAGAAGCCAACUGAUGAGCUUAUAAGUGAACUGAAAGCUUUCAUCCCACUUGAAUCUUUCAGAGCGGCUCUAACUAGCAAUGGGGUCUUGGCUGAUUACCUCCGAAUCCUGAAGGACAUGAAGACCCAGAUGAAUAAUGUCCAGGGUUUCCUUGAUGCUCACAUUGGUCUUCUGGAAGAAUUAAGCACAGAUCAGCCAGAUCAAGAACCUAACAAAGGCUCAUUUCCAAGCACAAGUACCUCACCCAUCACUCAAACUGGUGGCUGUUCAUAUGGACCACAAGACUCUACGGGAACCUCAGCCGCUGGUGGUUUGUACUCUUCCCCAACUCUUGGCCUUCCACCAACACCUCCUGCCACAGUGACCUACCGGACAGUUGUCAGUGGUAGAACCUUGGGUGCCCAUGCACAGCUGAUGGAGAAAGUGUUGGAGGAUCAAGUUUGCGAUCAGGUUCAGUUUGUUAACAACAGUUUGGAUCACCAGAUCAACAUCGUCUUCUGCCCAAUCAGCUCACGCAUUGGGGCGGAUGUUGAUGCAGCCAUGAGUGAUGUCAAAGAUGAUAAACCUGUCAUUCUGGUGGUGAUGAACUACUCACGUGAGCCCAAGUACAUAUCACCUGUGAGAACAUGGUCUCAUGACCCUAAGGUUGUGUUGUGUGUUAAUGCUUUCUACCAUGAGACAAGGAAUGGAUUGCUCAUAUGUCAAGAAAAUAAUGUGGCUGUCUCUGAUAUACGAAAGAAAUUACUGGAAUACAAAACUCCAACACAUGAAGAUAAUGUAAUGCUCGGAAAUGCCCAGGGUGUGGUCACUGAAAGUGGCAGGACUGGUAAUACUCCUGUUAGACAUGGCAGCAAGAACAAGGCUUCUGAAAGUGGGAGCAGUCUUUACAAGUAUGUUUUUGGGCAUAAGUAGAGUUGGCAGUGUUGGGGUUGGUCAUGAUGGUAUUAUUUCAGCUUGCAUUACAAGUAAAACAAUAUGUAAUAGAUCACAUCAACAGCAAAUAAAGCAGCAAAACUGAUCAGUUUACACUAUUUACUGUUUGCAGAAAACAUUUUAUUCUGGUUGGUAAAUUUAAAUCAGCUGCUGAAAGUGGUCUUCAUGUUAAUGAUGGGCACACAUAGCUUAUUACCACAUUCUGCACACUUGACCAACUAUUGAAUUUCUAAAGCUAUAUCAUAUAACUUGUGUUUUCUGUUCAAAACCUCUUAAAUAUCAGUCAGACUUUAUAGAUAACAGGAAAAAAAUUUAAUUGAGCAUUUGAAUGUUGGUUUAAAGUGAGUUCAAAUGUAACCACCUUAUAAUAAAAUUCCUUUAAUCAAA
Dicentrarchus labrax (European seabass) is the source of this 1673-nucleotide messenger RNA. RefSeq lists its product as uncharacterized. Lineage: Eukaryota; Metazoa; Chordata; Actinopteri; Moronidae. The record is from RefSeq and is a predicted model, not a curated record. Bases 174 to 1265 code for a protein of 363 amino acids. The transcript is spliced from 9 exons.